AUGGAAAAUAUGAUAACAAUCAAAGAUAUAUUGUCUAUUCUGACGAUAAGAAGAAAGAUAUUCAUUCAAGUUGAGCAAUUAUCCAAACUAGGAGGAUAUAAAGGUGCAAUAAAUGGGAAAAGAUUGGUCGAGGUAUUUGGUCUGAUUGGAAUGAUCUCUAGGUAUGGCAUGCCUUGGGACUUUAUCAAACACUAUAUAAAUGCUGCAACAAUCAAUAGUAUUGAUACUACAUUACGAUUCAAGGCAAUUAUAUGUUAUAUGCAACAUACAAAUGCUACAGUUUACACUUUGGACAAAUUACUCUCUCAUCUAUGGUAUGAAGGUGGUGGUAGUGAAGAUGAUGAUGAUGAUGGUUUUAAAGAACUUAAAGAUCAUCUAAAUACACAACAUUUUGAUGUAAUAGUAAAGAAUAAUAGAUUAGAUAUAUUACAAUACAUAAAUGAUCGUCAUUUAAAAGACAACAACAAUAAUAACAAAGAAGGAAAAGGAGGAGGAAGGAUAAUAAGAGUAACAAAACAAGCAUUUGAUAACGCAUGUGAAAGAAGAGAUAAUUUAGAGUUGAUCACUUUUUUACAUAAUACUGGUAACACCUGUACAUCUUUGGCAAUGGAUAUAGCUGCAUGUUAUGGAAACAUAAAUAUCAUCCAAUUCUUAUAUUUAAAUCGUAGUGAAGGGUGUAGUGUAUACGCUGUCAACGAUGCUGCCACAGCCGGCCACAUUGAAACUAUUAAAUAUCUAUUUGAAAUUGGGUAUAAAGAAUGUUCAAAGAGUGCAAUGGACAGGUACGUAACUGUACAAUAUUAUUAG
Molecule: messenger RNA, 807 nt
Organism: Cavenderia fasciculata
Lineage: Eukaryota; Evosea; Eumycetozoa; Acytosteliales; Cavenderiaceae
Exons: 1
Coding region: 1-807 (268 amino acids)
Source: RefSeq, a predicted model, not a curated record